This is a messenger RNA of Suillus subalutaceus, 651 nucleotides long. RefSeq lists its product as uncharacterized. The record is from RefSeq and is a predicted model, not a curated record. The transcript has 2 exons. The coding region runs from base 1 to 651 and encodes 216 amino acids. NCBI's taxonomy places the organism in Eukaryota, Fungi, Basidiomycota, Agaricomycetes, Boletales, Suillaceae.
AUGGCAACCUCACAGAGAGACCAUCCGCAUCACCUUACUUUACCCAACUUAAAAACGCUUGUUCUCGGAGAUAGUCCUUCGUUCUCGCACGCGUCGCUGGGCAAUGUUCCCUUGAAUGCCUUCCUUACGAUGCUCUCCAAGUCUCCGGAGCAACUUCCGUCUUUGCAAAGGCUGGAGGGGUUUUCCCCCUUCAGUCCAGACUUCCUGCGAACCCACGGAUCAAAAGUGCGCAUUGUCCGCACCGUCGCAUUCACGCCAUUACUACAUGAAAUCAUCGCAACUUGUCCGAACUUGGACACUUUUGUCACUAUCUUUCCUCAUCACAUUCUGGAUCUGCUAUCGCAUCCUUCACUGAAGCGGAUUGGCAUUUUCCCCAUCAGUGAGGAUCCUGUUGGCGUCCCUCAAGCGAUAUUCAGCGCGUAUAUCAUGAAGCCGCUCGAAGAUCUCUUGUGUCAGAUCGAUGAGUCCCAACUUCCGAAACUGACCCAGGUCCGGAUUCGUAACGUUGGGACUCUAGCGAAUAUUACGGAACACCCCUUGUUUCUUCAGAGGUGGUGGAAACGCUGGGAUUCAAGGGGUGUACGUUUUGACGACAAGGAUGGACAACCGUUUCGCUCUAGUAUCUUCAGGGAACCACAGCGUACUCAAUAA